UACACACAUAGUAAUACUUACAGUCCCACAGGUGGCGCUGUGACUCGUACAGAACUAUGCGUCUCAUUCUACUGUAUUUGUGCUGUUUCUUUUCAAGGCUGACUGCUGGUAAUUAUCUGGUGGCUAAGUGAUAUUUCAAGGCAUAUUGGAGUUGUGAUCAACACCAAUCAUCAUGAGUAAUACUACCCAGAGGAAAAGACGAACAACAUCAUCCACUGCAUGUUCCCACCGUGUCAGCAGAAAGAGAAACCGGACCCAGGUGUCUCAGAUAGCAAUGGAGACUAUUGAUGUGCUGGAAAGUGACAGAACUAACAGUGAAGAUGUGGUAGAUUUAACGUGUGAAGGGUCUGAACCUGCGGUUGUUGACCUCACCAAUAAUGAUUCUAUUGUGGUUGUGGAAGAUGGUGUGCAAAGCAGACGUGGACAGGGCACAGAGAGUUACGUACUGAGCAGUGAUGAAGAGGAGGAGUCCAGUCUCAGACUUAGUCCAGGUUUACUGUCCUCUCUACAUGCCAGCUCACAGGCCAGGUCUACACCAGGAGCCGUUAGCUGUCCUGUUUGCAUGGAUGCUUAUUCAGAGAUCAUUGACAGUGGUCGGCUCAUGGUCUCCACAAAGUGCGGCCACCUUUUCUGCAGUCAGUGCAUCCGCGACUCUCUCAGCCGAGCUCACAGCUGCCCUACAUGUAGAAAGAAACUCACACAAAAACAAUAUCACCCAAUAUAUAUCUAAUGGUAAGACGAGCAACUUGCUGAGAUCAGCUGAAUGCAUCUCAAAUGUUCUGCAGUUUGUUCUCAUCAAACAACUGCACAGCUCCAUGUUUCCACUGGCUGUUUCGUAUUUUACACAUCAGUGCCAAGAUGAUAUUUGGCACAAAAAACAAAUAAAAAAACAUGAUUCUGUUGAAACUGAAAGGGCACUUAGUCUAGGAUUAAGUAUUUUUAAAUUGUGAAUACAAACACUGUUUUGAAGUUCUGGAGAAUUGGAAUAUAUACUGACAUUGAGUAGUCUGGGUUUGAGGUCUUGGCUGCUAUAAUAAUAAUAUAAUUUAAUUUUUUUUUGUCAUUUAAGUUUGUAGUAUUGAGUAAAAUGGUUAAAGUUAGGGUCCAGGUUGAACUAAACAUGAGUGACCAACCAUCACAGUAUCAUUUAGUGAAAUUAGUUUAGUCUUGAGAUCAAAAUGGCUCACUGCUGUGGUGGUCUCUAUUCUUUUUUUUUAGUAAAAUUUGUCAGUGAAAUUUGUGAGCUUUUAGUCAAUGGUGUGCACCGAUGGACAACACUGAGGUCGCACUCCCCCUGUACCUGCUCUCAUUUAUUCGUAUAGCCUUAGUGCCAGACUUGCUAGCUUUAACUGUCACUCACAGUUAACUUGUCUUUCAUUAUCUCUUUAUUUGAUGGGAAUUAAUAUUUAGAUUCAUUAUCUGUCAUCAAGUGUAUUGUUGCAUUCUUAUUCAUUUUUGAAGGAACAAUGGAUGCUGGUCAAGACUGCGUAAAUGUGUCGUUCUGGCAGUGGGUGACUAAAGCUAGCAAGGCUUGUUUGCCAACUUUACAUGUUAAAUGUUGAUAUUUGUAUAUAUUUUCAUGUAUAAAGGACCUGUAAGAGGCGUUAGUAUUGUAAAGACCAUAACAUUUAUUUCAUUAAACGUUUUGAUCACUGA
Ctenopharyngodon idella (grass carp) is the source of this 1656-nucleotide messenger RNA. It is a transcript of the gene rnf4, whose product is annotated as ring finger protein 4. The coding region runs from base 173 to 730 and encodes 185 amino acids. NCBI's taxonomy places the organism in Eukaryota, Metazoa, Chordata, Actinopteri, Cypriniformes, Xenocyprididae. The transcript is spliced from 8 exons. Gene Ontology annotation, molecular function: transcription factor binding. The record is from RefSeq and is a predicted model, not a curated record. Gene Ontology annotation, biological process: positive regulation of transcription by RNA polymerase II.